Messenger RNA from Colletotrichum orchidophilum, 654 nucleotides. RefSeq lists its product as uncharacterized. The transcript is spliced from 4 exons. Bases 1 to 654 code for a protein of 217 amino acids. The record is from RefSeq and is a predicted model, not a curated record. Lineage: Eukaryota; Fungi; Ascomycota; Sordariomycetes; Glomerellales; Glomerellaceae.
AUGCCCAACAACCAGGCACAAUUCAUACAUGUGAACCCGGGGAAGGCAAAGCGAACGCCGAAAGAUACUCAACUACAGUGCCAAGUAUGCUUCAAAGCUUUUGAUACAAGGGAAGCUUUGCGCGAUCACAUUGGGGCCUUUCAGGUGAAUAAGAGUGCUUGUUAUGAGAACGAAAGCGACGAUGACGACGACGACAACGAUGACGACGAAGACGACGACGACGAAGACGACGACGACGAAGACGAUGAAUACGACCAUUCCAAUGACGGUCAUGGAGCCAAAUCUUGUCAAUCAGGUUUAGAACAGGACGGCCAGGCUAAGCUUCGUUGUCCAUACACCAAUUGCAGCCGCAAGAAGCACUUCAAGGCCAGAAGAGGUCUUGUGCGACACUAUCAGUCACAGAGGCAUGCCCAGCUGCGUAGACACAGCGCUGAACAACUCAGCCAGAUGCUACCCAUGGAUGGCAGAAGACGUGAGCUGGGAGCCAAGCGAAAACACGAAGAGGUGGACGAGUACUCAGAGCCACAGCUCCCAAAAAAGCGUGCGAUCUCUAACAACAAUGGGAGAGGCGCGCAUUACCGUACAACCCCCACUGCCGACGCCGCCUGUAUCAUACUACCAGUCCGAAACUCCAGCGAGCUUAUCCGACGCUGA